AAGACGAUCACAAUAAACGGUCACCAUCCUCGCUGCCUACUCUCCGGUACGAGCGAUGGCGGACCCUGCGCUUCACCCGGAGACCCGAUCCGUCCAAACCCGGACCCUCAAGCAGAUAGCCGUCGACUACACCCCGGAGGUGUGCACCCAUUGCCCCCACUCCGACUCCAUCACCAUUACCUUCGACCACCGCGGCGGCGCGCGGUGGCGGUCCGCCACCCGCUUCUGCUACGGGACGUUCGGCGCCAAAAUCCGGUGCCCCGAAGGCAACACCAGCGGCCUCAACUUCAACAUCUACCUCUCCUCCCUCGAAGGCGACAAGUCCCAGGAUGAGAUCGACUUCGAGUUCUUGGGCAAGGACAAAUCCAUCGUCCAAACCAACUUCUACGCUUCAGGGACCGGAAACAGAGAGGCGAUCCACGAUCUAGGGUUCGACUGCUCCGAUGGCUUCCACGAGUACGUGAUCAGGUGGUACCCUGAUGUGAUCGAGUGGUUGAUUGACGGAAAAUUGAUCAGGAGAGAGCCGAAGAAGGAAGGUUUAGGGUUUCCGGAGAAACCCAUGUUCUUGUACGCAUCAGUUUGGGAUGCGAGCUACAUCAAUGAAGGGAGGUGGACGGGGCCUUACGUGGGCUGCGAUGCGCCCUAUGUUUGCCACUACAAGGAUGUGAUCGUGCCUCUUGACACUGCAGAGUAAAGUUCGAGGAACAGGUUGAAACAGAAUCCCACCAUUUCUUGCCAAAUUUUCCAUACAGAACUCUUGGUGAUGAAAGAGUCAAGUGGUUUUAUCACAAACUUAGAUGGUGGUAGCUAGAACUUGGAAAGUUGAUAAAUCUGUCUUUCCAGCUGGUUUAGCUGGGCUGUUUUCCUCCCAUAGAAGCAUUCAUAAUGUCAUUGGAGACAGAAUAUGAGAUGGUUUUCAAUUGUCUGCAUGGCGAGGUUCAACAUCGUACCAAGUGUUAAUCACAUUAUAGAUUCUAACUAGCCAAUCAUAUUUAUCUAUGACCGUAUCUUUUGUAAGUUUAUUAUAACUCAUGUAUUGAGACAAAGGAAUAAAAGAAUACCUCAAAUUCUCAUUGCCAGAAAUGAGCUGCAUUGCAGCGUUUAAAUACAAUGUGAUGCCCUGCUCUAGCUAACUGCUAACUGCACUAACCAACGAAACUGAUUCUCUAACUGUACUGUACAAACGAACAACUAAUAACAAAACAUAACAAAUUUUAAGCUAGCUAGCUAAUAUUUGUUACUCCCCCUCAAGAUGGACCAUGAAUGUCAAGGAUGGCCAUCUUGGCUAAUAAAGGAAACAGCUGAGCAGCUGGUAGAGGUUUAGUGAGCACAUCAGCCAAUUGAUGCUGAGUGCAGAUAGGGAGUAGCUUGAUAAAGCCAUCAGCAAUCUUUUCCCAAACGAAGUGGCAGUCAAGUUCAAUGUGUUUUGUGCGUUCAUGGAAUACUAGAUUAGUAGCAAUAUGGACAGCUGCUUGAUUAUCACAAAAGAGUAGAGCAGGGGCUGGAGAAGAAACCUGAAAAUCCAACAAUAGCUGAGUGAGCCAUACAAGCUCACUAGCAGUGGACGCAAGGGGAUGAUAUUCAGCCUCAGCAGAUGAGCGGGAGACAAUGCUCUGCCUCUUAGCUCUCCAGGAUACCAAAGACUCACCAAGGAAAAUACAAAAUCCGGUAGUAGACUUCCUUGAAUCCAAACAAGAGCCUCAAUCAGCAUCAGAAAAAACACGAAGCUGAAGAGAAGAUGAGGCUGAGUAAAACAACCCUUGUCCUGGGGCAGCCUUUAGAUAUUGUAAGAGGUGAUGAGCUACAUCAAGAUGAGACUGAGGAGGCUGAGAUACAAACUGACUUAACUUGUGAACAACAAAGUAAUAUCAAGCUGGGAGAUAGUCAAAUAAAGUAGUCUACCAAUAAGCCUUCUAUACAUAGAGGGAUAAUCAAGCAAGUCUCCUUCAAAGGAGCUUAACUUGGAGUUAGAAAUCAUGAGCAUAUAAGCUAGCUUGCAAGCUAAAAAGCUAGUGUUCUCAAGGAGUUGUAAAGUAUAGUGCCUUUGGGAGAAAAAUAUGCCUUUAGUAGACUGAGCUAUCUCUAGACCAAGGAAGUACCUUAACUGGCCAAGAUUCUUUAGCUUGAAUUGAUUGUGAAGAAAAAUCUUAAGAGAAUCGAUAGCUGCAACAUUAGGACUAGCGAUAAUGAUGUCAUCAACGUAGACAAGAAGAGCCACAAAAGAAUUACCAGUUCCCUCAGUGAAAAGGGAAUAAUCAGACCGUGAUUGGUGAGAUCCAUGUUGGACAAGAACAGUAGAAAACUUAGAAAACAACUUCCUGGAGGCUUGUUUUAAGCCAUAGAUAGACAGACUUGUGAAGCUUACAAACUGACCUCUUCCCCUGAGAAGAAGCGGGAUUCUGGGGCUAAUAACCAAGAGGGAGAUCCAUGUACACUUCCUCAAAAAGAUUGCCAUUAAGGAAAGUGUUACUGACAUCAAGUUGGACAAGAGACCACUUGUUAAUAGCAACAAGAGUAAGUAAUACCUUUACAAUGACCAAUUUUGCAAUAGGGGAGAAAGUGUCUGGAAAAUCCAAGCCUUCUUGCUGGGUGUAUCCUUUAGCCACUAAGUGGGCUUUGUAUUGUUCUAUAGUGCCAUCAGAUUUGUAU
Messenger RNA from Diospyros lotus (date-plum), 2649 nucleotides. Its product is annotated as probable xyloglucan endotransglucosylase/hydrolase protein 32. Gene Ontology annotation, molecular function: hydrolase activity, hydrolyzing O-glycosyl compounds. The record is from RefSeq and is a predicted model, not a curated record. Gene Ontology annotation, biological process: carbohydrate metabolic process. NCBI's taxonomy places the organism in Eukaryota, Viridiplantae, Streptophyta, Magnoliopsida, Ericales, Ebenaceae. The transcript has 3 exons. The coding region runs from base 56 to 694 and encodes 212 amino acids.